GAUUCCUAUAAACGAAUUCGUGCCGUGACUGCUAGACAAAACCGACAACAUCGAAAACGAUGUUUAGAGAACAAGAAAAUUUCACAUGCAUCAAAGUUGACUACUUCUAAUGUUUCGCAAGUUUUACACGAUUCAAACAUGUUUACUAUUCAAGCUAAGCAUAACAGAAACUUGAGAAAGCAACAUUUAGAUUCCAGGAAAUUUAAUGCAACGUCUACGAAUUCCAUUGAUGUUGGAAAGGGUAAACGCAAGUUAUCAUCUUCCAGUCAAUUUACAUUUUUUGUCGACCAGAACGAGCAUGUAGGCCCACAUAUUUCUGUGGAUUGUCAAAAAAAAAAAACGACUUGCUAACAACACGUCAAAUAUAAUUCGUUCAAGCCCAUUAUCAGACAUAACUAAUGGUGUUACAAAGGGUAAAGAGAAGGUAUCAACAUACACUAAUUUACCAUUAAAAAAUGCUACUCAUGAAGAGAAUAGUUUUCAGCGGACGUCUCUUAGAUUGCAACAAAAAACUAUUCAAAAUAAGAGGCUUAAUACAAAUCAAUCAACUCCAUUAUCAAGCAUCACUAACGUCUAUGCUACUUUUGAUAACAACAUCGCGACACCACCAUCGUUUACUUCCAAUCUGAUUGAAAGCAUCUCUAUUUCUACCGUCAAUAAUGACUCUUUAUUGACCAACCGGCACUCCACUAAGCGGAAGUUCAAUCCCGUUGGUUUGGAUAUUCCUCAAUUUCCUACAGAUGAAUUGAACUCAGAGGAUGAAGAAGUAAUUAAAGGAAUCUCUAAAGAUUACUUGGAUCAUCUUGAUCAGGAUAAUGUAUGUCAAAUAUGUAAAGCUAAAUUAUGGAAAGCUGAAGCUAUUAGAGGUCAAAAAGAUGAAAAAUGUUUUUCUCUUUGUUGCGGUUAUGGAAAAGUUGAGCUUCCUCCGUACAAACAACCUCCUACAAGUUAUUUACAGCUAUUUGUUGGUGGUGAUAAGAAAAGCAAUUACUUCUUAAAGAACAGUCGACGUCUUAAUUCAAUGUUCUCCUUUACCUCGAUGGGUGGCAAGAUUGAUAAAUCAAUUAAUAAAGGAAGGGGCCCAAACAUUUUUAGAAUAAGUGGUCAAAAUUGUCAUUUAAUGGGAAGUUUGCUUCCUCAAGAUGGUUCUAAGCCAAAGUUCUCUCAACUUUACAUCUAUGAUACUGAUAAUGAAAUAUCAAACAGACAGAAUGUUUUCGGUGUUACUUCAAAUAAAUCUCAAGUUGAUGAAGCCAUUGAUGUGGAGCUUAUACAACAAAUUAAAGACAUGCUGGAUUUAGAAAAUCCUUUUGUCAAGAUUUACAGGAUGGCUAAAAAUUGUUUUCAGGAAGACCCUCAUGUGAAUCUUAAGUUACAGCUUAUUGGUAAAAGAGAUAAAGACGGGAGGACAUACAACAUUCCGUCAUGUUCUGAAGUAGCAGCAUUAAUUGUCGGAGACAUUACCGAUUGUGUAGACAGACGUGAUAUUAUUGUUCACACACAAACAGGCAAUCUUAUACGUAUUAGUGAACUGCAUCCGUCUUAUCUUCCUCUUCAGUAUCCUUUGCUUUUUCCUUUUGGAGAUGAUGGUUAUCGCGUUGAUAUCCCACAUCGAGAGUUGCCUCCUGACAAAAAGAAACCCAAGAAGCGUAACUUGUGUACAAUGAGGGAGUUUUUUUUUCAUACAGAAUUCAAGACAGGGAAGGAUGUUUUUCACUUAUUCAUAAUUCAAGAAGGCUAUUCCAACAGUUCUUAGUGGAUGCUUACACAAUGAUCGAAAGUGA
This is a messenger RNA of Helianthus annuus (common sunflower), 1784 nucleotides long. RefSeq lists its product as uncharacterized. The coding region runs from base 1022 to 1756 and encodes 244 amino acids. NCBI's taxonomy places the organism in Eukaryota, Viridiplantae, Streptophyta, Magnoliopsida, Asterales, Asteraceae. The transcript is spliced from 7 exons. The record is from RefSeq and is a predicted model, not a curated record.